This is a messenger RNA of Wallemia ichthyophaga EXF-994, 750 nucleotides long. Its product is annotated as Protein AIM2. Bases 1 to 750 code for a protein of 249 amino acids. The transcript is spliced from 2 exons. NCBI's taxonomy places the organism in Eukaryota, Fungi, Basidiomycota, Wallemiomycetes, Wallemiales, Wallemiaceae. The record is from RefSeq and is a predicted model, not a curated record. Gene Ontology annotation, molecular function: hydrolase activity.
AUGGGAGACUGCUGCAAAUACAUCGGAUCAUUUUCCAAAGGCACGCCUAAGGGUAUCGAGUCCACGAUCGGCGGCUUGAAGACUUAUAUCGCUUCACCAAGCCACGAGCAAGGCGAUGUAGCUGUGCUGAUGAUUAGUGACAUCUACGGCUGGGAGUUUGUGAACUCGCGUGUACUCGCCGACACAUAUGCCCAAGAAUCGGGUGCGCGUGUUUAUCUCCCCGAUUUCCUGGACGGUGAAUAUGCACCAACGAGCGAAGACGGCAAGAAGAAUUUCGAUCUCGGUGCAUUCAUCGGCCGCCACCACCCACGUCAGCAGAAGGAGAAGGCGGAGCGUGUUGCACGCGAUAUUAAGGCGACGAGCAAGGCGAGAGUGUUGGUUGCAGGUGGUUAUUGCUGGGGCGCACCAGCUGCCCUCUCUCUCUGCCAGAAGGAUGGCGUGGCAGACGCUCUCCUCCUCGCUCACCCUACUCUCACUGAAGAUGAGGACUUCGAAAACCUCACCAAGCCUGCUAUGUUCAUUUGCGCUGAACACGAUCCUAUAUUUACCCCAGAGAAGGAGGACGCUGCGAGAAAGAUCACCGCGAAGAAGGCUAAUGCUAACGGCGACGACAGAGUUUACUCCACUUGGCUCUCUUUCUUAGGAACCGGUCACGGCUUUAGCGUUAGAGGCGAUGAGAACGACCCCUUCACUGCGAGAGCGAUGCGUGAUGCUCAGAAAUUAGCUUGUAGUUUUUUCAAGACGAUCUGA